CUCGAACGCACACACGCCGACCGGCAUUGGUCUGUGCAAAAGGUUCACUCCUGUGCGCUCCCACCACCGCAGUUUCAAGUCAAAAGGAGAAAAGCAUUUGGAACAUCAACAACAACAAAACGCCAACACACACAUUUUCAGCGACAGCUGACUUUCGUGACUCGACGGUUUGCACGACCCAAUAGUUCAAAGAGUGCCAGUGUUUUUCACCUUUAGGAAAAAUCACCCAGGAGGAGGUUUUUUUUUUCGAAAAGAAAAAAAAAUUUCCCUCACUUCUACAAAGUCCGGAAUUGACACCAUCCGGCCAUUUCACCAUCAAUUGCUUCCUCUAAUCUUCGUCAUCUUUUUCAUGGAUGAAGAUGGACUGAAGAUUGACACGAACUGGUUCGGGUGAUGUGAAUUGUAUUCUCGUUAUCGAUCCGGUACCGCGAGUGUGUGUGUGUGUGUGUGUGUGAGUGUACAGCGUUUGUCGACCCCCCUUCUCCUACAACGUAAAAGGAAAAACAUUGAUUCCGGAGUGCGGAGAACCCACUAGGGGGAGGAGGGAAGAAUUUUCGUGUUUGUAGUUUCGUGGAUACCGGAGAACCGGAUCAGCUGAUAGUGACGUCAUCAUACAAACAACAACAACAGCAACUGCGUUGUUUCUUUUUUAUUAGCUCUGUUGUUGUUUUUAUUUAUUUCCCCGUGACUGGUGUAGUCCCCGGCGUCGUCCGAGUGUCGAAUGAGUAGCGGCGUGAUUCUCAACGGCGGUUGUGCUGCCGAGAGUUUCACUUUAGGCACAGUGGAAGGCCAUCGGGAAGAUCCAUCCGGAGAGACUUACGAUGAGUGCUGGGAGCCGGAAGACUUGGUGGCCACCGUACAGUUUUUGGCAACAUUGGAUGACCGGUUACACGUGAUGCCCAGCAGCAGCCCAGACGAACCGGAUCCCGUUGUCGUGCUUUCGCCUUUCUGUCCCAACGACAACAGCAACAACUCUACCAACAACAUCAUUUCGACUGAGGAGAAUGACGAAGCAGAUGUAGGAAAUCUCGGCGGAACGAUGGAUACGACGUCCUCUUCCGUUGAGGUUGAGGCCAACGAACCUCUUCUGCUCCCAUCCAGCACCACCCUCCACUCUUUUGGGGACGCUUCCGCUCCCUCCGUUGCGUUGAGCGACAUCACGGCAGAGGAGAAUUCCGUCUCGUCAGCCGCCCAGACUCCGUCCUCUAUAGAGGAACGAUCCAUCAUCCGGACCUCCAACAAGCCAGCCCAUCUCAAAAGGGUUUCGUUUGGAAGCACAAAGGGAUCGAUGGUCGAGACCCUCAUCUACGAGAAUCCACACAGCGAUGAGGGAACUUCUGCCACGCCAUCCGGUUGGAAUAAGACAAACGUGAGCGUGAAGAGCAAGAAUUUGCGGUCAGUCAUUGGUUCCGUGCCGGAAUCGCUACCCGAAGAGACUGUCGCACUACUCAGUGAAUCGGCUCGUUCGGCCUCCAAAGUCCGAGUGACGUACUUUGAAUCCAAACGACCGCUGACGCUACCAUCGCCGGAGGCGUCUGAUGCGGAGUGGGACGACAUGGCCGAACCACCUCCGCAGCAACAACAACUCAAUUACACCCGACAAACCAGCACGGAAUCGGGUCAGGACAAUCCAUUCCGGCCGGAUGGCGAUCUAAGUCGGGAGGCGGACGAGCUCGUCGAAUUGCUUAGAGGCGGACGGGUGUCCAUCUCUGAAGUGUUGAAGAACAAAGAAGGAGUCCCUUUACAAUCACAGCCGACUUUUGUUGAUGAUGAGCAGCAGCAACAACAACAACAAAGUCCGGAGCAAGCUGUCCAGCUGAGCGGAUCACCGCCACGGAAUGUUUCUACCCCUUCGUCACCGCCCACCAGCAAAGCUGAAUCUCCAGACGGCGGCAGAAUCAACGGCAAUUUAACGGAGCAAGAGAAGAAAGCUGCAGAGGCGGCCGAAAGCGGUGCGAUCGAAGUCCAGCGUGGAGUCGUGGCUCCCGUAGCCGGCGAGAGUCAAGUCGAACACGUUGUGAUCAAGAAAAAAUCCAAGUGUCAGUGUUGCGUCAUUCAGUGAUGAUCACCGGUGUUGUGUGCUGAUUGACUGUCGCGGCCGUCUCCUAUCGCUGCCUCAGUUGGACUCUCUUUUUCUUGUUUGCUCCUUUUUUUCAUAAUUAUUAUUAUUAUUAUUAUCAGUUUUUUCCCUCUAUCUCUCAAGACUUUUUGACGCGGUUGACGCCCAACUAUUGGAUGAAGACUCCCUCUCUCUCUCCCGUUCUGUCUGUGUCUCCUAUAGAUUCAUAAUAUUUUGUUUUAUUAUUUAUUCAUUUUUUUUUCUCUCUCUCUCAAAUGGCGGAUUCGGGACAAUUACUAAUCGUCUUCUAUGGUGACUAGACAACCAUAGUUGUUUUUACCCUUAACAAUUCCUGUUCCGGAAUCUUUUUUUGACUAAAAGUCGUGAGAAGGGUGGAGGGGGGAAGAAGAAGAAGUUGAAGAAGAGGAGAAGAAAAAGUUCCGUUGUAUUUCUUUCAUCUAUGAGUGAACAGAAACUUUGAAUUUCCUUUUUGGGGGGUCGAAGAAAUAUCGAGUUUCCUGCCCAUAUAUUUGCUAAUAGUACACACACAACCGUACGGUACUCUUUCGCUCCUUUAUCUUUAUUUAACCUUUGUCCCGCAAUAACCUCUAGUACUCCCAAUCCUUCGAUUCAACAUACUGCUACAAUGCUCUAUUCACAUGUGUAACUUGUGGUACAUAGCUCACGCUGCGGUUCGUUCGUGAGUGGGGAAGAAAGGGAAGUGAAAUGUCAAGAGAUGAAAAAGCUAAAAAACAAACAAAAACAAGGAGAAGCUUGGCCAUUGGAUUUCGACGACAACAAACAGUGUGACGGGGGACUUUAACAACUUGUACGACGUCCUAAAUAUAUCGGUGUAUGAUGUA
Messenger RNA from Daphnia pulex (common water flea), 2922 nucleotides. RefSeq lists its product as uncharacterized. NCBI's taxonomy places the organism in Eukaryota, Metazoa, Arthropoda, Branchiopoda, Diplostraca, Daphniidae. The record is from RefSeq and is a predicted model, not a curated record. The coding region runs from base 722 to 2062 and encodes 446 amino acids. The transcript is spliced from 5 exons.